AUGGAUGAACUUCGACAAGCUCAAAUAGAAAAAGUUCAAGAGGCGCUAGAUAUGGGCGAGGUUGAAAUUGGUAAAGGCUUGAAUCAAGAACUUGAUUUUGCUAGAGCUGCUAAUACUCGUUGGGGUUCACACUAUAAAUCAUUUAAGAAAUUUAUUAGUAUGUUUGAUUUUAUUAUUGAUGUCCUUGAUACUAUUGUUGUUGAUUCUAAAUCUGAUGAAGAAAAAGCUAGGGCAACAGGAUAUCUCAGAACUUGUCAACAUUUGAGAGUUGCUGAAUAUACUAUCUCACAUCACUAUCGUGUGGAAGUAUUUUUUAAGAUUAUUGAUUGGAAACUUCAAGAACUCAAUGAUCAUCGUUUUAAUGAGGUGAUAAUAGAUUUGCUUAUUGGGGUUGCUUGCUUGAAUCCAGUUGACUCAUUUUCUAGUUUUGACAUUAACAAAAUAUUGAGAAUGACUAAAUUAUAUCUUGAUGAUUUUGAUGAAAAUAUAAUGGUUACUCUAAGAAUUCUCCUAGAUACGUAUAUUGUUGAUGUUCGUCAUGUUGAUGGAAGGUUUUCUAAUCUAAAAGGACUUGGUGACCUUUCUGAGGAGCUAGUUAAGACAAAGAAACACUUUAAUUAUUCUGUUGUAUUUCGUCUUAUAAAGUUUGCAUUGCUUUUGCUGGUUUCCACUGCAACAGUUGAAAGAGCUUUUCGAUAA
Messenger RNA from Capsicum annuum, 699 nucleotides. RefSeq lists its product as uncharacterized. The record is from RefSeq and is a predicted model, not a curated record. Bases 1 to 699 code for a protein of 232 amino acids. NCBI's taxonomy places the organism in Eukaryota, Viridiplantae, Streptophyta, Magnoliopsida, Solanales, Solanaceae. The transcript has 2 exons.